AUGGGUGAAUUGAAAGAAACUGAGGUUUACGAGGAAGAGCUUAUCGACUAUGAAGAGGAGGAUGAAAAGGCUCUUGAUUCUGCUAAACCAACUACCAAAACCGUCAAGAAGGGCUACGUUGGCAUCCAUAGUUCGGGAUUUCGAGACUUCCUGUUGAAACCAGAGCUUCUUCGAGCCAUUGUAGAUUCAGGAUUUGAGCAUCCUUCAGAAGUGCAACACGAAUGCAUCCCUCAAGCAAUUUUGGGAAUGGAUGUCAUCUGCCAAGCAAAAUCUGGCAUGGGAAAGACUGUUGUUUUUGUUCUGUCAACACUUCAGCAAAUUGACCCUGUUCCUGGUCAGGUUGUCGCACUUGUUCUUUGCCAUACAAGAGAACUAGCUUAUCAGAUGCAUCAGUGCGAUAAAGAUGAUCUUAUCUGCUCUUGUGAUGGUGAUAGUGGUGAGAUAUGA
Messenger RNA from Lathyrus sativus (Indian pea), 447 nucleotides. The record is from the annotation of a GenBank genome assembly. NCBI's taxonomy places the organism in Eukaryota, Viridiplantae, Streptophyta, Magnoliopsida, Fabales, Fabaceae.